AUGACUAUCAGCAACAAGAAAGAACCUGAACGAUCAUACAAACUUAAACCUGACUCAAAGUUAAUGGAAAAAAGCAGUGCUGAAAAAGACAUAGGCGUGGUAAUAGAUGAUAAGUUAUCAUUCAGCCAACACCUCGUGGAAAAGGUUAACAAAGCAAAUUCAGUGCUUGGAGCUAUGCGGCGGUCCUUUGAAUACCUAGAUCUACAAACUUUUAAGAAACUGUAUACAGCCUUAGUCCGCCCGCAUGUUGAAUAUGCACACCCUAUCUGGAGCCCUUACAAGAAAAAGGACAUUUUAAUGGUUGAAAACCUGCAGAAACGAGCAACUAAAAUGAUCCCUGGAUUAUCUCACCUCAACUAUGAAGAACGACUCCGCAAACUCAAAUUACCGACACUAAGCUAUAGAAGAGCAAGAGGGGAUAUGAUAGAAGUGUACAAGUUGCUUAACAAAAAAUACUAUUUCAACGAAAAGGAACUUUUAACACUGAAUGAACAUUGUACCACCAGAGGAAAUUCCAUGAAAUUGUAUAAAUCUAGACCCCGCUUAGACAUCCGAAAGUAUUCAUUCAGUCAUCGUGUGGUGGAUAUGUGGAACUCGCUGCCAGAUAAUGUGAUAAGUGCAGGGACACUAAUAACCUUUGAAUCGAGGCUGGAUAAAUAUUGGCAAAACCAAGAAAUUUUAUAUAACUUUGAGGCAAAAAUAACUACCGGACAAGAUAUAAAUUGCCGAGAGCUGGUGUCAGAGGAAUUACACCUUCUACCAGAAAUCAACUAA
Messenger RNA from Mercenaria mercenaria, 774 nucleotides. RefSeq lists its product as uncharacterized. The record is from RefSeq and is a predicted model, not a curated record. The transcript has a single exon. NCBI's taxonomy places the organism in Eukaryota, Metazoa, Mollusca, Bivalvia, Venerida, Veneridae. The coding region runs from base 1 to 774 and encodes 257 amino acids.